AUGCUAAACUGCAGCAAUGGCGAUGAUAUCUGCAGCUCCGCUGAAUUUGCGGAUCGAUCGGUGCAGCGUUGCGCCCACAAUUCAAAGCAGGUUGCAAUUGAUCGGUGCCAGCAAAAGUCUCAGCCAUCCAGAAGAUCUAGCUUGUUUGCUUCCAUCGCUGGCGAGUGGUGGCUGGCACCUUUGAUUUUGGAGUUCAUGGAUCUGAAAAGUUUGAUCAUUAUGGAGACCACGGGGCUGUUCUGCAAUGACAGGCGCCCAUUGCUGCACUCUUUACGAAUGAUGGCCAAGAAGCUGGGCGCCGUCUGCUACGAGACACAGGCUGUGCUCGGCGAAAGCUGCGAGCCGAAGCUGGAAGUGCUGCGAUGGUCGACGAGCCGAGGAACCUUUGCCCCUUUCGCGCUGACGGACGGACCCAAUGGGCGUUUGAAAUUCAUUCCGCAGAAGCUCCCGACAAAACUUCAGACACAGCCGUGCAGCAGCGAGCCACCACAUGGCUUUCGAGUCGCUCCUCAGCUCCCAAGAGCAGCCCAGCCCGUUGUUCCGCUGGUCUAUGGAACUUUGAAAGGCUGGCCCCUGUAUGCCGAGUUCUUGUUUGCUUGGGAGGAACAUGGCAAUGGAGAGGCUUGUCAACUGGGCGUUUCCGUAGGAGGAUCACAAGAGGUGCAGCUGAAGUUUUCGCCAAGUGCAGGAGCGAUUUUUCAGCAUCGACCAGAAGGUAGCUUCCGCACGUGGCCAAUGGACGAUCUCUGGGUGGAUGCCUAUCAGCCGCGCACCCAAACCUUCUUGGAAGCUGGCGUGCACAUAGGUGUCGAAGGAAAGAUUACCUUCUAUCGCAAAGGACCUUAUACACAUGAAGACAAAGGUGGCGACGCAAGACAGCUAGUGUGGGAAGUUGCCGGCGGGUUUGAAUGUGCGUUUCCGGGUGCUUCCCAGCAAUUUCACAUCGUGCUUUGUGUGUUAGAUGAUCAAACGCCAUUGGAGGCAAAGAUCUUGAGGGUUGGCACCGAGCCUCCCGUGCCCCCAGUGCCAGCACGGCAAGCUUGGAUCCCGGAACCUCACGUCCAAUAA
Messenger RNA from Symbiodinium sp. CCMP2592, 1068 nucleotides. Lineage: Eukaryota; Dinophyceae; Suessiales; Symbiodiniaceae. The record is from the annotation of a GenBank genome assembly.